AUGGCUCCUUCCAUUAUUUUCUUUGGAUUUCUAGUUUUGUCCUUCUCCUUUGCCUUGGCAUCAGAUCCGAGCCCACUUCAAGACUUCUGUGUGGCAGGUGGAGAUGGCAAUGUUCUUGUCAAUGGCUUGGCUUGCAAGGACCCCAAGAGUGUUCAAGCUAGUGACUUCUCUUUCAGUGGACUUCACAUGCUAGGCAACACAUCAAAUGCAGUGGGGUCGAGGGUAACUGCAGUGAAUGUAGCCCAAAUACCAGGACUUAACACACUUGGUAUCUCUUUUGCACGCCUUGACUAUGCACCAUCUGGUAUUAACCCUCCACACACGCACCCUCGUGCCUCUGAAAUAUUGACAGUUCUUGAAGGUAGUCUUGAAGUUGGAUUUGUUACAUCUAACCCUGAAAACCGUCUCAUUACCAAGGUCUUACAAAAGGGUGAUGUGUUUGUGUUCCCUGUCAAUCUUGUUCACUUUCAAAAAAAUGUGGGAACGAGAAAUGCUGUUGCCUUAGCUGCCUUGAGCAGCCAAAACCCCGGUGUUAUCACCAUUGCGAAUGCUGUGUUUGGGUCCAAUCCAGACAUUCCUAGUGACAUUCUUGCCAAGGCUUUCCAGUUGCACAAGAAUGUUGUCAAUUCCCUGCAAUCGAAGUUCUAGACAAGAAAUGGGAAAUGGUGGGAGAAGAAAGACAAGUUGGUUAGGCCAUCAAGUUCUUUGUAUUUCAUUGGUUUUGUACUUACCUUUGUGUGCAUGCAGUGGAGUGCUUGUGCUUCAUUGCAUGAUAGCUUAAGUGGAUUUGUAUUCCAUGUAUUAAAAGGUGUU
Populus euphratica (Euphrates poplar) is the source of this 813-nucleotide messenger RNA. Its product is annotated as putative germin-like protein 2-1. The coding region runs from base 1 to 648 and encodes 215 amino acids. NCBI's taxonomy places the organism in Eukaryota, Viridiplantae, Streptophyta, Magnoliopsida, Malpighiales, Salicaceae. The record is from RefSeq and is a predicted model, not a curated record. The transcript is spliced from 2 exons. Gene Ontology annotation, molecular function: manganese ion binding.